AUGCCACCUCCUCUCCUUCUCUUCUUCCUCCUCCUGUUCCUUACCCCCAUGGGAGUCGGGCCCCAGGAAACACACCUACUGGAGGCUAAAGAGGGAGGCAAUGCUGUGCUGCCAUGCCUUGAAGGUCUCUCAGAUGGUCCCCCUGAGCAGCUGGCCUGGUUUCGGGGCUCCCAAUCAACACCCUUCUUAGAGCUGAGACUAGGGUUACCAGGCCUGGGCAUCCAUGUAGGGCCCCUGGGCACCCUGAAGGAGCCCCAGGGAACCUUGCUGUUCAUCUUCAAUGUCUCCGACCAGAUGGGGGGCUUCUACCUGUGCCAGCCAGGCCCCUCUUCUGAGCAAGCCUGGCAGCCUGGCUGGACGGUCAGCGUGAAGGGCAGCGGAGAACUGUUCCGGUGGAAGGCUUCAGACCUAAAUGACCCAAGCUGUGGCCUGGGGGACAGGUCCUCAGAGGGCCCCAGGCCCUCUUCUGGUCACCCCACAAGGUCCCAGCUCUAUGUGUGGGCCAAGAACCGCCCUGAGAUCUUACACACAGACUCUGCCUGUGCCCCACCUAACGGCACUUUGAACCAGAGCAACAACCACGACCUCACUGUGGCCCCUGGCUCCACACUCUCGCUGUCCUGUGGGGCAUCCCGUACCUCAUUGGCCAGAGGCCCCAUCUCCUGGAUCCAUGUGCGUCCCAAGAAGCCUAGCAUCAAAUUGCUGAGCCUAAACCUGAGUGAGGAUGCCCAACUCAGAGAGAUGUGGGUCAUGGGCACCCUCGGGGGAAAGGCUGUUCUGUUGCUGCCCGAGAUCACAGCUCAAGAUGCUGGCAUCUAUCAUUGUAACCAUGGCAACGUGACCACCCAGGUGCAGCUGAAGGUCACUGCCCAGUCAGCAGUAUGGCAUUGGCUACUGGAGACUGGUUGCUGGAUAGUCCCUGUUGUGACUUUAGUUUAUCUGAUCUUCUGCCUGGGUGCCCUGGUGGGCUUUCUUCAUCUUCGAAGAGCCCUGAUCCUGAGGAGGAAAAGAAAGCGAAUGACAGAUCCCACUAGAAGGUUCUUCAAAGUGACGCCUCCCCCUGGAAACGGGGCCCAGAACCAGUACGGGAACAUGCUCUCCCUCUCCACUCCCCACUCAGGCACGGGACGCGCCCUGCGGUGGGCUGCGGGCCUGGGAGCCACCGUGCCGUCCUACGGAAAUCCGCCCAGCGACGUCCAGGAGGCCAGAGCCGCGGGGUCCCGGAGCCCACCAGGAACCGGCCCAGAAGAAGAGGAAGCGGAGGCCUAUGAGGAGCCGGACAGUGAGGAGGGCUCCGAGUUCUACGAGAACGACUCCAACCUUGGGCAGGACCAGCUCUCCCAGGAUGGCAGCGGCUAUGAGAACCCUGAGGAAGGGGUCUUGGGUCCUGAGGAUGAAGACUCCUUCUCCAACGCUGAGUCUUAUGAGAAUGAGGAUGAAGAACUGGCCCAGCCAGUUGCCAGGACAACAGACUUCCUGAGCCCCCAUGGGUCAGCCUGGGACCCCAGCAGGGAGGCAACCUCCCUUGGGUCCCAGUCUUAUGAGGAUAUGAGAGGGAUCCUGUAUGCAGCCCCCCAGCUCCGCUUUGUUCAAGCCCAGCCUGGUCCCAGUCAUGAAGAAGAUGCAGACUCUUACGAGAAUAUGGAUAAUCCCGAUGGACCAGAACCAGCAUGGCGAGGAGGGGGCCACAUGGGCACCUGGAGCAACUAGGUGAUUCCCUUCAGCAUGGGCCUCCUCAGGCCCCUGAGAUCCACACCUGACUCUGAAAUCUGGGACCCCCAGCAGAUGGCGCCAGCCUC
Molecule: messenger RNA, 1799 nt
Organism: Balaenoptera acutorostrata (minke whale)
Lineage: Eukaryota; Metazoa; Chordata; Mammalia; Artiodactyla; Balaenopteridae
Gene: CD19
Product: CD19 molecule
Exons: 15
Coding region: 1-1710 (569 amino acids)
Biological process (GO): B cell proliferation involved in immune response; B cell receptor signaling pathway; regulation of B cell activation
Cellular component (GO): external side of plasma membrane
Source: RefSeq, a predicted model, not a curated record